UCGUGCCCAAAACAAAAGCGACCGCGAAAGUGUGUGGAUGUCGGUCGCGUUCGUGUGUGCUUUUUUUUCUGCCGCUUCUCACCCAUCGGACACCGUUUGUAACGCGGUUCCGAAUUUCCAUUGUUAUCGGAGUGAGCUUUUAUAGUGCGUUUUUGCGUUUUUUGUUUGUUUAUGCAAUCACAAUCAAAUGGGCCUUGCUGUCCCAUUCGAAUCAGCUGCUUUUCCCGAAAAGUGUGGAGUAUGUUCGUAACCUGGAUACAUGAUGUUGUCGUGAUAGCGACGUUCUAGUAAUAUUUUGCUUUUUGGAAAAAAGAAUAUUCAUCCAUCGCAGUGUGUGUUUGUGUGUAUGUGAGAGUGUUGUCCACAUGUGAGGGAAAAUUGUAAGCUUCGUUUAAAAAAAGGCAACCCCCCCCGCACCCCAUCCAUUCGGAAAACGUGUGUGCUUGAAAUUGAAGGAAAUUUGGUGAACCAAACCGGAAGUGGAAACGAACGUGCAACAACAGCAGCCGCAGCAGUGUUUCAAGCAGAUGUUCAUGAUACCUUUCCGUAAAGUGUCCGUCAGCCUCAACAACAACCUUCAAUCCUACCAGAGCCAAAUUCAACCGUGGAAAAGCAUCGGAGCAUUGUUAAGUAAUAUAAAUUGCCGUGUGAAGCUUACAGUGUCAGAAGUUCUACAUUAAGUGCGGCGAAAGCCAAGCACUUUCCAGUAACGAAAACACUGCAACUACCUCGACCGAAACCGUAGUGUUGUGGUGGUGGAUCGUCAGCAGCAAAAUUAGAGAGUUCAGCUAGAAUCAAAUUUUUGUCCCGACCAUUCAAGGAAGUCACACAAACACGGCAACAUGCCGGACGAAGAUAAGGAAUCCUCUGUACGGGUGGCCGUCAGAAUUCGUCCACAGAUACCGCGUGAGCUAAUCGAUAUGUGCCGGGUGUGCACGCAGGUCACGCCUGGCGAGCCGCAGGUUUUGCUCGGAUCCGAUAAGGCCUUUACCUUCGACUAUGUGUUCGAUAUGAGUACGACGCAGGUAUCAGUGUACAAUAACUGCAUCGAAAAGUUGGUGGACGGAGCGCUACAAGGUUAUAAUGCCACAGUCUUAGCGUAUGGACAGACCGGAUCCGGCAAGACAUACACGAUGGGUACCGGAUUUGAACGGGCCCUGCCAGAAGCACAGGAAGGCAUCAUCCCGCGGGCGGUGCGACACCUGUUCGAAGGUAUUGCACAGCUACAGCAAAAUCCGUACGACGAGCACGGAACGUACCUUGGCACGGUGACGUUCAGCGUGGCCGCACAGUUUAUGGAGCUUUACAAUGAGGAAAUUAUAGAUUUGCUCGACCCGUACAAUAAAGGUGCACGUGUGUUUAAAAUUUUUGAAGAUGCAGCCGGUGGCAUUUCUGUAGCGGGUGCCACCAUCAAACCGUUGGCCGGACCACAGGAGGCGCUCAACUGCUUGCAGCAGGGCGCACUGGCCCGUACCACGGCUUCAACCCAGAUGAAUGAACAGUCUUCGCGAAGUCACGCACUGUUCACCAUUCUUAUCCGAAGGCAGCGUGUCAUGACGGCGGAGCAGUGCGGCAAUGCGGACGGGGACACGGAAACGCUUACCUCGAAGUUUCAUUUCGUCGAUCUGGCUGGCUCGGAACGACUGAAGCGUACGGGUGCGACGGGCGAGCGGGCUCGCGAAGGAAUCUCCAUCAACUGUGGGCUGUUGGCGUUGGGCAACGUCAUAUCGGCGCUAGGUGAUAAAACCAAGAAGGUGUCCCACGUACCGUACCGGGACUCGAAGUUGACUCGAUUGCUGCAGGAUUCGCUCGGAGGUAACAGUCAAACGAUCAUGAUUGCAUGCGUUUCGCCCAGUGAUAGAGACUUUAUGGAGACGCUCAACACGCUCAAGUACGCCAACCGAGCACGAAACAUUAAAAACAAAGUACAAAUCAACCAAGACCAGAGCUCGCGCACCAUAUCCUUACUGCGGCGUGAGAUUGCCAAUCUACAGCUCGAGAUUCUCGAAUACAAGCAGGGCAAGCGUAGCAUCGAUGCGGAUGGUAAUAUCGCGAUAUCGGAUGUGUCGCUGGAGAAUGAGAUGCUCUCGCAAGACAACAAGCGGCUACAGCAGCGUGUGAAGGCAAUGCAGGAGACAAUAAACGCGCUGACGGAAAAGAACGCCGCACUGCAGGCUCAGCAGACAAUUGCCUCGCUAAACGGCAAGUCGUCUGCUGCGGCCGGCGAUGGUGCGGACCCGUCGGCGAACGAUUCUAGUCUGAUCUCCACGGCCGGAGACAAUGAGUCGGCGAUGCAGGAACUGAUUGUGGGCUAUAUCAGUGAGAUAGAAAAGCUAAAGGCGAAGCUAAUCGAAUCGGAACAAAUGUUCCAGCAGUUUAAAAAGGCAAAGAACUCCCAGUCGAAGCUGGGCCUGAAACCGUAUCCGUUUAUCGAGGAUAAUCCGGAAACGAUGAUCAAUCUGCUGAAGCACGAGAUGGAGAAGGAGCGGGAAACGCUCAUGUCUCGCUCGCUACCGGGUCUGGAGAAUGAAUCGAGCAGUCUGGAGCAAAAUUCGGACAGCGAUUCCGACACCGAAUCCGACGAUAAGGCUGAAGUGCUGCGUGCCGAAAUGUUUGACGUAAACUCCGAUAUCGAGCUAAAGGUGCGCCUCAUCGAGCAGCUGGAAGAAUCUCAGCAGCGCCUGCAGAUAAUGCGCCAGCAGUACGAAAAGCAGUUCAAUCUGAUGAAGGAAAAGAUUUCCAACACCGAGCGGGAGCGAGACGAGGUGCUGGCCACCAUCGGCAACGGUGGAAUGGGUGCUAUGAACAGCAAGGGACAAAGUUCAAGCAACGAGUCGGCCAUCAAACGCGUGAAGGAUGAUUACGAGCGGAAGCUGAACGAGAUGCGCCGCCAGUUGAAUCACUUCCAGGCGACGAAUAAGGAGCAUCUGCGCCUGCAGCGUAACAUGCAGGUGCAGGAUGCGAAGAUCAAAACGCUGCGCGGCGAGCUGGCCGAGCUGAAGCAGGUGAAGACGCGCUUGAUGAAGAAAAUACAGGAAGAGAGCAACCGGCACAAGGAGAUGGAAAGCAAGAAGACGCGCGAAAUCGCCCAACUGCGGAAAGAAACGCGAAAGCACAAGAAUAUGAUAAAAUCCUUGCAGGCGCAGGGUGCGGCCAAGGAUCAGGUACUGAAGCGAAAGACUGAGGAGGUGUUCAAUCUUCGAAAAUCACAGCGCGGCGUGAUGAGCUUAAAGGCGGCGGGACGUGUUCAAAACACGGCUUCCAUUAGCAGCACACUGCAAAGCACGAAACGGUACAAGACGCGCUGGGAAGAGCUGCAGCGCACGAUAAUGCGGGCGGCCCGCUCGCGCCAAGCAAUACUGGAGCUGGAGAUCGAGUUGGAUCGCGUUAUGCAGGAGCGUGAUAUGCUCUGCCGGGAUCUGAACAAUCUGCGGCAGCGAACGAAGGAUAACGCCGACUCAUCGUUGCACGAUCUCGUGUCGGAGGAGGACACGCUGAUUGCAAACAUGAACUAUUUGCACGACACGAUCGCCGAGCUGCAAAAGUCCAUCAUCCAGAUAGAGGACGGGAAGGAUCUGAGUUCGGAGCAUGCGCUGCUGCACACGAUCAUGGAUAACAUUGGCACGGUGGAGGAGGCCAAGUUUAUGCUGCAACGCGUGUGCAGCGUUACGAUCGGCCAUGUGUGUGAGGCGGGUGUGGCCCAAUCUAAGCUGCGCGAACGGGAUGCGUUGCUGUCGGAGCUGCAACGCGACACAAGCGUGCAGGAGCAGCUGCUGCAAUACAUUUUGACCCGGGCACCGGCUACCUCGACCUCGGACGCUAGCUUCAGCUCGGCCCAGUCGGCCAACUCGUACGUUAGCCAGUCGCAGUCGAAUUUGUUGGAUAAUGGUGAACCGCAACCGUCCUCCUCCACGUCGCAGUAUCGUCUGCCGCAUGUCGUUGAUUCUACGACGCGAAGUCCUUCGCCGAGCAGCAGCAACACGAAUCUCGACUCUAUCGUCACCUACAGGAACUCUUCGAAACAAAGACGAAACCCAGCGGUGGUGCCCUCGGUGGCUGCCAUUCAGGAUUUGCUGUACGGCAGCAGCUCCAGCUACCUCGGCCCGGCGCCCGGUGACGGUGCGGCGGGCAUGCCGGAUAAGAAUACCGAUGCCACCGGCACCGGCACCGGGCCCGGCGCUAGUAGCAAUGGGGUGAGCGGCGGCGGCAGCAAGCUUGAGAAAGUGGGUAUUUGUAUUUAUCUCGAGGAUUCCGCAGAUGACGAUGACACGAAGCACCACCCGCCCUCUCUGCAGGACCGGCACGUCGGGUCGGACGCGAUGACCCGCUCGUACACGAUACUGGACGGGGCGAUGGAUCCGGUCGCGGCCGCCAAUGCCGGGUUGCCGAUUGCCCCACCGCUCCCCGUCGCGCCCGUUCCCGCCCGUACCUUUGUGCCGCUUUCGCGUGUUCCGAGUGCACCCGGUUCGCUGAAAGGUCUACAGCCACAUCAAGGAUUGUCACGACAGAACAGCACGGCGUCACCGCUUCUUGCCAGAAAAUCGUUUGAAGCCAGCGGAGCUCCACCGUCGCCAAGAAUCAGCCGAAGGACCUUCACCAGCAAAAUGUCUCCAGGAAUCGAGGAUACGAACGACGUGCCGACCUCGCCACCAGUCUACCGGCGUGGGGUGUCGCGCGAGGAUAAUGGGGACGUGUUUUCGCGCCUCGGAGCCGGAACGCAGGAUCCACAGCCGGGCGGAAACAUCAAGGAACUCAACGGCAGGUAUAAGGCUGGCUCUCCGCUUAUCUGCACGCAUGUCGUUGAAGGACACACAAAUUCGGUCCUGUCCAUCAAGGUGAGCAACCAGAUGCUCUUCACCGCGGCUGCCGAUCGGACGGUGAAGGUAUGGGAUUUGCGAACCAAUGCUACGCCCCACUGUCUCACCGGACACCUCGGGCCGGUGGCGGCUGUGGAGUAUGAUCGCGUGAACAAUCUGCUCUUUUCGGCCUCGGGAGCGUUUGUGAAGGUUUGGGACCUUCGGAGCAGUAACAUUCGUCCAAUAAUCACGCUGUGCUCCUCCGGCACAACGCUACCCGCCAACGCCAAUCUGUCCGACCUCGUGCCAGGCGAAUGCUCCAUUACCGCCCUUACGAUGGGAGCAUCCGGCAAGCUGUAUACGGCCGCUUCCGAUAAGGUUAGGUUCUGGGAUUUACGUCAAUUCUCUUGCCUCGGCCGACUGUCCGGUGGGCAUCAAGCGGCCGUUAUGUGUUUGACCGCCUGGGAGGGUCCGAACAGUACCGACCUGGUGGCGACCGGCUCGAAGGACCACUACGUGAAGGUGUUUGAGGUGAACUCGAGUGGAGGUGUGGUGCAGCCGCUGCUAAAUCUGGAACCACCGCACUACGACGGUGUGCAGGCGCUGGCCGUCGCGAACGAUGCGAUCGGUGUCGAUGCGGAACUGUUUUCCGGGAGUCGUGACUCCGGCAUCAAACGGUGGGAUCUGCGGAACGGAGAGCUUAAGCAAUCGCUCAACAACGCACACAAAGGCUGGGUGUCCGGGAUGGCGAUCUACGGCGAUAUACUGCUGUCUAGCUGCCGUGGUGGCGUUGUGCGCCUGUGGAACAUUAAGACUUGCGACAGUUUGGCCGAAAUGAAGACGGAACAGUCGAUCAAUGACAUCGUCACGAGCGAUAACCGUGUCUUUACCGCUUCCAAUUCUGGUGAGGUACGGAUCUGGCGAUUUGUAACCACCGAUUGGGAUUCGCUGAAUGCAUCUUCCUCUGGAGCAUCCGGUGCAGGACCAGUCGGCGCCAUUGGUAGUGCUGCUUGUGGUACUGUUACCGGUGCUGGUGGUGGUGGUGGUGGAGGCGGCGUCGUUGGUACUAAGGCAAAGCGUUAGCAAAACUAAUGCAGAACUACGAGAUCAUAUAUGUCGAUUUAAUGCAACAAAUCUGAAUAAUGUGUAAUGCCUAACUUUUAAAGCUUUUAACAUAACCCUUAAAGCCCUUAUGGCCGAGACUCUAGAGCACACGGACCGCACUAACUGUAGAAUCUGUAGGGCUAUUUCCAGUUCCUUAUGUGAUAGUUGUUGCUGAUAGGGGAAGUUAAUUGAAAACUGCGAUUAAUCUAGGUAAGGAGCAGGUGAGCAGCAAGCAGAACAAGCUUAACAUUAAACCAUGCCAGGGAUAUAGAGAAGACUAAUCAUGUAGAGACUGCUGUGCUUGUGUUUGUCUGUCUGUAUGUGUAAGCCAACUAAUUGACCAGAAAGGUGCGUCUAAUGUGUCGUAAAAGAAUUGCGGAUCUGGCCAGCAUGAUUCCUUAACUGGCAUGGCAUUAUCACUUAACAAUUUGCGUUACAAACGAUUCAAACAGGCAUAACAGAUGUAGCAUGCAUAUGAAGAGUCAAAUUUUAGAUAGAAUUUCGACGAGAUACGAACAGAAAGUCUGAGCGAUUGGAAAUGCCGAAGGCGAUAGAGGAGGAACGGUUCUCUUCCAUCCAUCCAGGUAGACUGAUUAGGUUUCUAGGAACAUUCGGGCUUAUUCUUUGUGUUGCAUCGUCGAUCGGUCGAUUUGGGCUGCUGAUAGUGAUAGUAUAGUAUGAUAAGUUGAACCGAAUUUACCCAACUUGUGCGGCGCACAGGUAACUGAUCCCCCAAAUUCACGUUUCUAUAUUUCAACCCCGGAAGGAUGUGGGCAAAAUUGUUCAUCUGGCUGAUGGUACUGGUGUGGACGUUACAGUUGGUAGUGUUCUUCUUCUGUCCCAUUAGCUGCUGCAAGUCGACAGCGUAGGGCAAAGGGCACACACAAUUUCUUCGGAUGGGGUUAAAGUCCCCAUCAAACGCUUGUAUGGCAAGAAGCACGGGCCUCCAGUGCGCCCGCUCAGAGGCUCAGCUGCUUGUGAUCUUGAUGAUCUUGGUGAUGAGCGAAGACAGUCGAUUGAUUUCGAUGGAAAGGUUCGCCUUUGGCGAGUAUCUUCCUCGAUUCGACGGCUAGGACCGAACGAAAGCAGCAUAUGACGCCAGCGCACGGAAGCGAUGCCCGAAUCUAAUGGCCGGGUGAUGUUCAACAGAGCAAGCAGUGGGCGUCAGACUCUUAUGACCCAAUCGGUCGAAAACUCCCGACCCUUUGGGAGCGGUGACGUAAGGGCCUCGGUACCGAUGACACGUAGCAGCUACAAUUACGCAUCCUCCUCAUCCUCGCCCGCAUCAGCCGCACCCAUGACACACGCUUCCGUGCCUCCUUUAGCUACAGGUAGACCAUUAGUGCCCAACGGUGCCGCGACUGGGCUGGCAUCGUCCAUGUCUAGCUCGUUGCGAAACAGCAAGCUAUAUCGCAGCCUCAACCACAACUAUCUCAGUAUUCUGAACCGCACAAAUCGAAGGUAGUUGUUCCUAUUAUCGGGACUGUUUUUUGGAUGGAUAGGUUAUUUACAUCAGAUCGAUCGCUAUCACUGUUUUGCUAUGCGUUCAUACAAUUUGCUUUCUAUUCGCUGCACCGUGCAUUAGGAGCGUGUGGAGUCCGCGAGUAGAAGCUACGGCAGCCUGCCCUUGCUCGAUGGUUCAUUUCUGUUGUGUACAUGAAUUUUCUAAACAUGACAUUAACUGAUAAUAGAUUAUUUUCUCCUAUCCGGAAGGUCAUAUCCAUGAGCACUAGGAUUUCAUAUUAAUCGAACCGCACAUCUCACACACUAUCAGAUCAUUAUUAUGUUCAUUUGUCCCAAAUACAGAUAAAGUUUAAUAUUGGUUGUGAUUUUAGUUCAUAGGAGAGAAUCGAUCUAGGCAUAACGCUUAUUUUCGGUUUUCAGCUCUUAGACUCCACCUAAUUAUUAUUAUUACUACUUAACCCGUACCCUAGCCAAGAUACCGCUAUCGUCAAACAUUAUAUACAGAUUAACCUAUCACAGGUAUUCGGUUUGAAGAGGCAUUAAUAUAUGAUUCGUUUAGAGGACAUAGAUGUUGUCUUAAUUUACCAGUAUUCAGCGUCUCAAGCGUAUACCCUUUAGUUUUUCUGCCCACCUUAAAUCAGUAUUUCGUUGUUGUUUGGCAGAGCGCAAAACAUUUAUGUGAGGGUAGACGGUAAAGACAUUCCAUUAGAGCGUUGCGUUAUUUCGGUUUAGCGACUCAUAUCAGUUCGGGAACAGUUCUAUCAGUUGAGUAUGAGAAACAUGCCGUAGAUGGAUGGAUUGAACGUGGUUUACAAAAGAAUACAGGUACAUUACUGGAGCGUAAAAGGUAUGUUUAGAGUUCGCAAACGUAGAGUGUGUGGUGUGAAACGAUAUUUAGCACCGUCUGGAUGGAUGUUAUGUAAAUGUGGUCGUUGUUGAGUGGGUGGUAUACGGAAGGAAAAUGUGUGCAAUGCUCGACCAGCACACAGUACGUACAGAUAGAUGCUACUUAGGAACGUUCGAAAUGAAUAAAUAAAAGAAAAUAUCUUACUAAUUUUGAAAAA
Molecule: messenger RNA, 8428 nt
Organism: Anopheles stephensi (Asian malaria mosquito)
Lineage: Eukaryota; Metazoa; Arthropoda; Insecta; Diptera; Culicidae
Gene: Klp31E
Product: kinesin-like protein KIF21B
Exons: 16
Coding region: 843-5879 (1678 amino acids)
Biological process (GO): mitotic spindle organization; microtubule-based movement
Molecular function (GO): microtubule binding; microtubule motor activity; ATP binding
Source: RefSeq, a predicted model, not a curated record